Messenger RNA from Monascus purpureus, 1190 nucleotides. The record is from the annotation of a GenBank genome assembly. Lineage: Eukaryota; Fungi; Ascomycota; Eurotiomycetes; Eurotiales; Aspergillaceae.
UCUUGCCAAGUUUAAGUCAUUCCACUUUCAAUCACCACAGUGAAGAUGACUGUGACUUCGAAUUCCGAGACCGGCAAGCUCACUGGCUUUGAUGUGGUGCAGAGCAACUAUAAAACAGUUGAUGAUCACGGCAUUCGAGCAGACUUUUUGAUCCCAAAGGUGCUGCCUAAGGGGAAGAGACCCGUCAUAGUCUUCUUCCAUGGAGGCUGCUUGAUAACGGGCGAUUCACUUUUCCUUAACUGGUUCCCCCAAUGGGUUUUUGACCUCUCCCAGAAACAUGGGGCAGUGAUAGUGUCUCCAAACCAUCGCCUCCUCCCGGAAGCUACUAGCCUUGAAAUCAUCGAAGACGUGGAAGAUUUCUGGUCCUGGCUACAUUCCACCGCAGUGAUGAAACUCAUGUCGUCGCAUUCAAACCCGACGGAACUCGACCUGACCCGCGUUAUCACAAGUGGUGCAUCCGCCGGCGGUCUACUGAGCAUCUGCCUCGCUCUCUUGUACCCAGACAGCAUCCGGUCCGCCACGGCGAGUUAUCCCACCGUUGAUAUGGCAUCAUAUGAUGUCCCGAGAGCUAUACCAGCUUUCAACCCUCCUGGCUUUAUCCCUGAAUCCGUCGCUAAACUGAUCGAAGAUAAAACCCAGCCGGGGGUGGUGAUAUCAUCGGAUCUUCCACUUUCCCGGGUAGCACUUGCAAUGGCGUCUAUCGAACAGGGGAAGCUGACUGAAAUGUACGAAAGGGGUACAGAGCAUCUGCCCCGUCGUGAGGUGCGCUACCCGUUGGAACGAUUGGAUUCCCCUGACGCCAAGAUCCCCCGAGGUGGCAUCGCGAUCCUCCAUGGGCGCCAGGAUACCCUUGUCCCUGUUGAGCAUAGCGAGAAGUUUGUCGCCAAGGUGAGGAAAGCUAUGAAGGGGAAAGCGGGCGGUGAUAAGGUGUUCUUGGUUGUAAGGGAUGGAGGUCAUGGAUUUGAUAACGCGACAAAGCUGGAUGAGGAGUGGUUGUCUGAUUUGCUCAAGGGGGCUGUGGGGACCUGGUUGGAGUAAAUUACUUGCUUUCGUCGUGGUUAUCUGAGCUCGUGCGUUUCCAAUUCAUCAAUAUAGAACAGACCAAGACAUCGAAAUUGCCAAAUUUGAGAGAGCGUUCGUUGAUGGCUAGUUCAAGUUCACUGAUUACUAAUCCAUAUAAUCAAUCUCCC